GGAACAAAAAGUGAGGUUAGAAUCAUACGUGCUUAGUAUUUUUGUUUUGAUUUUGAUGAUAGAUAACAUUUGGUUUUUUUUCCUUAUUACUUUAUUAGAAUUAAUGAUGAACAAGGGGGGAAAGAAUUAAAAAGUGUCUCCUGCCGACGGCCGGGACGUAUGCGCCUGCUCCAGAUAAACAUUUUUGUUAAGUAACGCAGAAGUUAGUCCAAAUAUUUUUUACAUGUUGGUGUGGUGUCCUUAACUGUCCAACCCCUUCCCGAAAAUGUCGGGUGAUGUUCAGCCGAGGAAAAGAAAAGACAAAAAGAAAAAGAAAGAUGAGGAAAUAAAUGAUGACAUAAAUAUCCACGUUCACAAAGAUGGCGGCACCGGUGGUAACAUCUGCUCCAAAAUUGUCUUCUUCUUCCUAUUUUCUACCUUAAUUCUUCUAAUCGGGCUUAUUAUAAAGGAAAACCAAGGACUUAAUGAACUAGAAAGCAUAGAAGAAGAAUCUCGGUUUUCACAAAUUUUCGAAGGAUGGAUAGAAGAGAAACAUACAGAACACGAUGAUAAAGAUGAUUAUUUCCCCGAAUCAGAUGAGCAUGAUGACGGUGAAGAUGAUGAUGAAGAUGACGGUUACGGUUCUGAGGAAGACGAUCAUUUAGAAACAACAGAAGAAGUGGAAGAAUCUCAUGAAGCUGACGAGGAAGAAGAAGAUAUAGAGGAAGUUGAAGAAUCUGCUACAAGAUCUGAAGAGGAAGAAACCGUUGAGGAGACAGAAGAGGAUCUUCCUGAUAGUGAGGAAGAGGAGAAACAAACAGAAGAAAUCAGUGAAGAAAAUAUUGCAGACAACAGUGAGGCAGUAGAUAUGUCGGAGGAGGUGGAGGAAAAUGAAGAAGAAGCAGAAUCAAAUAGUAAAGAAGAUGACAAGAAAGCUGAAGAAAGUAAAGAAGAUAAUGAAAAACUUGAUGUUGAAGAAGAAGUACAGUCGAAACAAAAUAUCGAAGAUGAGAUGGACAUACCAAUACAGGAAGUAGAAAAAGAAAUGACUGAAAAGGAAAAAGAGCAACCAGAAGAGAGUAAGGAACCUUCAACGGUGGCUACAAAAAUUGGCGUUGGAAUAGCUCUCCUGACUGUAGCAUACAAUGUUUUCCUUAGAAAACGUUCUGAUUCAACAAUCAAACCAAUAACCCGGACGGUAGAAGACAAGGAACCGACGCCUGAUUUAUCGAGACGAAACACAAUUAUACCACCACCAAGCUUACAAGAGAUUGAACCGGAUUUACCUGAAGCCGAACUCGAUGAAGAAUAUUCUGGAGAUGAAGAGUACAGCGAUGAAGAUAACAUAUCCGAAUCCCGAUCGCCACGAGAAGAAUAUCAAGAACUACGAACCGCUUACUCUAGGUCGCUAUCACCUGAAGGUGACUUUGAAGUCAAAGACAAACACCUAGAACAAGAAGUUUUAGAAGACGAAAUGGAAGAACUCGAACCCGAGGAGGAACUAGAGGAAGAAUUUGAUGAAGAAGUUGAGGAGGAAGAAUCUGAUCAAUACGAUGACGACGAAGAGCUUUUGAAACGAUUGGAAGUGAAAUAUGGAAAGCUAGGAAGAGAAGUAAAUGUAGGGGAUGAGCUACAGUCCGAGUCAGACGGAGAAGAUUAUGAACAUUCAAACAUUACCAGUAAAGAUGAUAGUAAUAGCCGAACCGAUAUUGACGCUGCUGAAGAGCAGCUUCAGAAGAAUGCUGCUUACGCUAACAAACUGUUUGAUAAGCUGCUUGAUAAGUACCCCCUGUCCCCUCGUGUACUCUACGGAAAAGCUAGGGCCUUGGAUAUUAUGGCCGAAGAACACCAAAGCAAUGAUAUACUUAAUAAGGCUCUACAUUUUUAUUCUAAAGCAUUAAAUGUUCCAAAUGUACCUGAUACGUUAUUUCUCCUCAUUGCUGAGAGGUAUAUUGAUAGAGCCACAUUUAUAGGGCAAUACAAAAAAGCUAUUGGCGCACAUUGGCAAUUAAUUGAGAGGUUUCCUGAAAACGUGACACAUUUAAAUAAUUUGGCUGUUACUUACUUAACAAUUAAUAUGCUUGAAGAAGCAAGGUCAGUACUCAAAAAAGUCUUAACAAAGUGGCCCGAAGAUGGGUUUGCUAUGGUUCAUUAUGGCUUUAUAUUAAAAAUGGCUGACAAUGAUUUAGAAGGCUCUAUUGAAUAUUUAGACAAAGGAAUUAAAACCAAAGAUCCUGGUAUUGACGGACGAUUCUUUUUGUACUUGGGUGACUCUCUACUAAGGCUAAAUCGAAGAGAAGAAGCUAAUAAAAUUCACGAGGAAGGUGUAAAACAAAACGUGUUCCUUUCAAAAUACCAAAGAUCUCUCUAUAAUGUCCGCAGAUUAAAAGGCAAACCUUGGUGGCAACCAGAGGACCUUCCAUCUUAUCAAGGAUUUUUUACAAGCCUUAAAGAUAACUGGAAAAAAAUUAGAUAUGAAGGGCUCUCCGCCCUUAACGAACAGGGUUUCUACGAAGACGAAGCUGAAAACCUUAAAGACAAAGGUACUUGGAAGCAACUAGAACUCUUUUCUCGGGGACACAAGUCGAAAAAAAACUGUAGAAAAACCCCGAUAACGUGUGGGUUAGUCCAAAAAUUUUCAGACGCCAGUAGCUGUAGAAGGGGUCAGACGAAGUUCAGUGUGAUACACCCUGGCACGCAUGUUUGGCCCCAUUGCGGACCCACUAAUUGUAGGCUAAGAGUGCAUUUGGGGUUAAAAGUUUCUCCUGGUACUUUCAUUAGGGUUGGAGACGAGACAAGGAGUUGGGAAGAAGGUGAAAUAAUUAUUUUCGAUGAUAGCUUUGAGCAUGAGGUGUGGCACAAUGGAAGUGAAUUUAGACUUGUCCUUAUAGUAGAUGUGUGGCAUCCGGAUUUGACCCCUGCUGAAAAGAAAGCCUUAACCUCAAUUUAAUUACUAUUAUCGUUUGCGCGUGGUUGUUGUAAAUUUAUAAAUAAUGACAUCUAUAUUUUUAAGCCACUUUUGUAUAGUUAAAUAUUCGUUUAAGUUUUUUUGUUUACAUUUGAACAUUUAUAUUGUUUAUUAAACAUUUUAAAUUAC
Anthonomus grandis grandis is the source of this 3076-nucleotide messenger RNA. RefSeq names its product aspartyl/asparaginyl beta-hydroxylase. The record is from RefSeq and is a predicted model, not a curated record. Gene Ontology annotation, cellular component: endoplasmic reticulum. Gene Ontology annotation, biological process: peptidyl-aspartic acid hydroxylation. Gene Ontology annotation, molecular function: protein binding; peptidyl-aspartic acid 3-dioxygenase activity. NCBI's taxonomy places the organism in Eukaryota, Metazoa, Arthropoda, Insecta, Coleoptera, Curculionidae. The transcript is spliced from 15 exons. Bases 266 to 2929 code for a protein of 887 amino acids.